AUGAAUUAUAAUUAUAAAUAUCUCAUACAAUCACCCAAAAAGCAAGCUCAACUUAAGGUUAGUAUUAAAUAUAGUAGUGCAAUAAAUUUGGAUUAAAUUCCAAAAUUUAAUUAUCGAUCUCCAAGAAAUUUAGCUAGAUAAAUAACAAAUGUUAGUCCAACAAUUCAUUUGAAUAGUUCUAAAAACAAAAAAAAUAUUGAAUCUAAAAGCAGAUCACCAUCAUUAGAAUCAAAUUGGUUUAAUAUAAAAAAAAUAAAAAAGAAAGUUGAUCCUUUUGAAAAUCUAAAUUAUGGACAUCCUAAAAUAUUUCAUAAAUUAUCUCCAGAUUAAUUGAUACCAACAUAAUUAUCUAAACCAUUAACAGUUCAUGUUUAAAAAAGAAUAGUAAUUAAAAAGAAAACUGAUCCAGAUCGUAUAGCUAGAUCAAAUACACAAUAUUCAAUAAGUAGAUAAGAAAUUAAAAAUAAUACAUCUUCAUCAAGAAUAUUAUAGAAGAGAGAAAAUAAAAAAGAACCAUCAGGAGAAUUAAAAGGAUGGCAAGGUUGGCAUAUGGAACAUUUUGAUGAUUUUUUAUGA
This is a messenger RNA of Paramecium sonneborni, 576 nucleotides long. NCBI's taxonomy places the organism in Eukaryota, Ciliophora, Oligohymenophorea, Peniculida, Parameciidae. The record is from the annotation of a GenBank genome assembly.